Anopheles stephensi (Asian malaria mosquito) is the source of this 8024-nucleotide messenger RNA. It is a transcript of the gene Ehbp1, whose product is annotated as EH domain-binding protein 1. The record is from RefSeq and is a predicted model, not a curated record. NCBI's taxonomy places the organism in Eukaryota, Metazoa, Arthropoda, Insecta, Diptera, Culicidae. Gene Ontology annotation, molecular function: protein binding. Bases 1439 to 4756 code for a protein of 1105 amino acids. The transcript is spliced from 11 exons.
CCCAUUCCGACACUUUUUUCCUGCUUCACACGAACUGUCAAACAAGCAGCUAGCAAAGUGAAGAAAUUGUGCAAAAAGAUUAUGUUGUAAGAUCCUCUCCGCUGUGUGCCUCCGUUGUGCUAGUUUUACCGAUAUUCCUGUGCAUUACCUUACACUAAUUACAAGCUCACCGUCAGUGUUUCGCGAUUGUUAUACAGAAGAUCCUUUAAGAAAACCUCCCCGCAGCCAACAGUGUGCGUGUGUGAGUGCGUUAUGGUUUAGGUGCAAAUCAACCCCAUCAUCAUCGUAACCCAGGGGGUGCGUCUUCAUUCGACGGGGUACCUUUUCGGGGGCAGCAAAACGUACACCAGUUUUAGCACAAAAAAACUGUGUACAAUGGCAUUGCAAAACCUUGCCAAGUGUGACCGAGGUCGGCGGAUGGCGUAGUAGCGCCGCACGGCAACGAGUGUUUGUGCCGAAGUGGCAGUGUGUGAAAAAGCGUGAAAAGAUGUGAAAAACCGCAACAUCUUACUAGUGGUGUGUUUUGGAGUACGUAAAACCAGUGCCCUUCUGCUUCUAGGAAGCUUCCCCGAAGCAACAUCGAAGAUUUAACAAUUGAAUCCCUGCGCUGCACCAGCAGGCCUGUGGGUCAGGAAAAACACAACAACCUUGAUCCGUUGCCGUCUGUACGUCAGAGAGCGUACGAGCGUUGGGGUGGGUGGCCCGGGCCAAGGUCCACGGGCACAGGCAGGCAAAUCACCCAACCAGAGCAAAAAACGCAAAACCACAUCGUAGUAGUCAGUAGUCGGCGGCAGAGUGGUGGUUGCUUUUGGCUGUUUGGCGAGCCAGGAGUACGGUCAAAGGAUGCGCGAUCGCGUGUUUGUUUACGGCAUUACCAAGGGCCAAGGUGUGUAGAAAAAUAAACAAAACGCACCUCACGGCAGUCCCUGUAAACCGCCCUCGAACGUCGACAGGCCCCCCCGUACACAUAGUAGCUGAUCUGAUAGAGUAAUUUGAUCUUUGCUAACAGAUUAUACUAGAGCUUAACAAGGGAAUGUGUUGAACGCCCGAUAAGUGAAAAGCCGUGUGAAACUGGAUGCCUGGUAUGUGUUGUGUUAGAACGAAAGUAAGAAGAAAUUGAAACACACAAUCGCAGUCGCAGCCGCUGUUACGAUUAUUUAUCGCACAGCAGAAUUGAGGUGCCAAUCAAAAGCGCAUUGCAACAUUCCUAGCUGCUGCUGCCCUUUUUGUGUAAACUGUGUGCGAUCCAAAAUCAAGAUUUCAACGCUUUCUAGCGUUCUAGAACCGUAGUGAAAAUGCACGGCGCAGAUGAACAGCAGCAGCACCAGUGAGGCUAACACAGGAAGCUUAAAUAAAACAACGCACGAAACGCACGCACGCACGCACGUAUCAUCUGGACUAAAGGCAUCAUCACGACGGUUCGAUCCGGGCGAGCAAAAUGGGAAGCGUGUGGAAGCGGUUGCAGCGCGUCAACAAACGGGCGGCCAAAUUUUCCUUCACCGUGUCCUACCAUGAGCUGUUCAUGGAGACGACCGCCAAAUGGCGCCCCAAUAAACUGCACGUCGUGUGGACACGCCGUUCGCGACGCGUCCAUUCGAGUGCGCUCGAAUGGCAACCGGAUCUAAUCAACCCGCUCAGCAGCACCAUGUCCUGGCCGAUGCCGGACAACCACACGAUCGCCGUAACGCUCUUCAAAGACAUCCGGACGCACGAGCUGGAGGACAAAGAUUGGACGUUCGUGCUGGAGGAUGUAUCGCAGCUCGGGAAGAAACGGGCGCUGGCAACGGCGACGAUCAACAUGCGCAAGUACGCAAGUAUCGAGUCAACCCAGCAAACGUUCACCCUGCGAUUGCGUCCCGUUUCGAAGAAAAUAUUAGCGGCCAACCUGGAGCUCACGCUGAGCUGUGUGUUUCUGCGCGAGGGUAAAGCGACCGACGAAGACAUGCAGAGCAUUAUCUCGCUAAUGUCCGUCAACAACGUGUCGGACAUUGCGCCGCUCGACGAUCUCGAGGACAUACCGGACCUGGAGAAUUCGAUCGAUUUUUCCGAAAACAUGUCCGAGCUAACGAACCAACUCGAGCAGCUGACGACGAGCCUAAACAGCUCGGAGCUGCUAACACCGAUGAGCGGUGUACCGUCGCUACUCUCCGACGAUCAAACACCGAUCGUGUGUGGAUCGCGCGAAAUGUUCCUGGAUAUGUUGCAAGGCCGCGAGGACGAAGCAAAGCGAGAACUGGACGAGAAUGAGAACAAGCACUCACUGCACCGACCGAAAGAAGAGGGUGGUGAGGCGGGUGCACAACCAUCAUCAUCAUCGUCUCCUAGUCAGCGGGAAAGCGAACCCAGCCACAUUAUCCCGGAAACGGUACGUGCGUUAGCCGAGCGGGAAGAUGAAGAGGAGGACCAGCUGGACAAACAGCUCGAUGCGUUGGGUGUGCUGGAAGAUGAAGAGGAUAAUGACGAUGCGUCCGGCCGCUCAACACCGAUCGUGGCGGCAUCCCAUCGUCUGCCAACACCGGAACCGAUUGCAAUACAAACGGAGAAGAGCUCGUCUCCUCCCGAGCCACCGCAAGCUUCACCCUACGAUGGCAAGUCGUUCAACAGCAGCCGGUCCGAUCUGAAACCGCUUAACUUAGUCAAGAGCUACGAUCACGAACCGAGCGAGGGGGAGAAGCACAGCACAACGUCUGCCUCCGAACAGGAAGCAGCAGACGAAACUGCGGAUGUGUCGUUGGUUCCACCGAUACGGACGGUACCGUUGCCACUGUCGGUCGGUGGAGAACUGCUAAAACCGCUCGGCACAUUAAAGGACAGUACGCCGGGCCAGGAUUUGCUCGAAUGGUGCAAAGAGGUGACCAAGAACUAUAACGGCGUGAAAGUGACAAAUCUGACGACGAGCUGGCGCAACGGGAUGGCGUUCUGUGCGGUGAUACAUCAUUUCUAUCCUAAUCUUAUUGACAUGACUAAACUAUCACCGGGCAAUGUGAUCGAAAACUGUCGAACGGCAUUCGAUGCGGCAGAGAAGCUUGGCAUUCCGAGAGUGAUUGAACCGCGUGAUAUGAAUUUGCUCGCCGUGCCGGAUAAGCUGGCCGUCAUGACGUACCUUUACCAGCUGCGAGCACACUUUACCGGUCAUCAGCUAGAAGUCCAAUCGAUUGGUGAAACAACGGACGAUUCCAGCUACGUGAUCGGCAACUACAAAUCCGACAAACUGUGUAAAAAUCUGCUCAACCUAACGGACAUCAUCACGCCCAAUAGUGACGAUGCGUUGGGCUCGAAGGCCGAUUCGAAGGCGGCCCUGCUGGCCAACUCCAAACACUUGCUGGGACGCGUACUAUCCCCAACCAAAGAUAAGCUGCCCAACUUUCCCUUUAGCCUGCUGGACGGGCCACUCGGUCCGGGUCAUGUGGCCAGCAAUGGGCCCACCAAUGACGAGCAUUCUAACAGCAGGCAGCCAACGAACGGUCUGACGAGUGGCCAUCAAAGCAGCGCAGAUAGUAGCUCCACCGCAGUAAGCGAGGAAGAAAGUACGGACCAUCACCACGUUGCUACGGCGGUUGAUAGCAGCAAUAGUAGCGCGGCGACUGUCAAUGGAACAAGCGCUAGUCCCAAGGAGGAGGAUAGUGGUAGUACGGAAACUAGUAGCACCGCACCGGAGGAUGGAACGUCCUCGUCGGACUCCCAAAGACGUGCCCAAAUGGAAAGCAAGCUGCUGCAGUCCGGUGGUGAUGAUGAAGAGAUUCAAACAUUACCUCAAACGUUGGACAUAAACAAAGCGAACAAAUUGAUUUUACGGCACAAAGAAAUGAGCGAACGGGCCAAGCUCAUGAUAGAACGGCUUAGAUCGUCGCACGUAGAUAGCAAAGGUGACAAGGAUGCAGCCGAACGACAGGCUAGGCUGCGUGAGGAGGCCCGCAAGUUGAUUGCCGGUGCGAAGCUAAAACUGUCCGGCCUCGAUUCGCCAUCCUCACCGACGAAGCUGUUUCCCUCGUCCGGUGGUCGUCAGCCGGCACCGCUUUCCCCCGAUCGGGCCAUCUCACCCAUCAACAAUGGUUCGGAGUUUAUCUUUCCCACCGGUCAUCAUCAUGCGCACCGGAAGGAUGUGCUUUCGCCCGGCCAGCAGGAUACGAAUGGGAAGGAUAGUAAUGGUCACAACAACUACAAGACGGCAGACUCUAAUCACCAUCUGCUGAAGCGCGGUACACCGUCGCCGAGCAAGUUGAUUGAGUUUAUGGGACCAAAGAGUGACGAUGACGGUGGACAGGUGGAACGUGUAAACUACAUUCAAAGUGAGCUUAACAAAUUGGAACGCGAGCAGGAAGCUAUCGAUCUGAAGGCGAACGCUCUCGAGAAGAAACUACGCGCUGUGAUGGGUGGAACGAUGACUAACGUUUCCGAAACCGAAGACCAACUGAUGUCCCAAUGGUUCACGCUGGUGAACAAAAAGAACGCACUACUUAGGCGGCAAAUGCAGCUUAAUCUACUUGAACAAGAGAAUGAUCUUGAGAAAAAGUACGAAAUGCUUAACAUGGAGCUGCGAGCCGCCCUCUCGAUCGAGGACUGGCAAAAGACGGAGGAGCAGCGUGAGAAGGAAGCACUGCUGCUGACGGAAUUGGUAGCGAUCGUCGACAAACGGAACGAGCUGGUGCAGAACUUGCACAGCCAGGAACAGGCCAUCGAGGAUGAUGACGAAAUUGAAAGGAAGCUAGAGACGGUAGAUAUUAACCAGAAGGACGAAAAGUGUGUCAUCCAGUGAACUGACUUCUUCUAUCCCUACCAUGUUCGGAGGACGAAAGGACUUACACACGCAACAUCCGACGCUCGUACAAGUACAAUCAUCGUUUAGCACACGACGUGACACGAUACACAUACCAGCAGCCUACAUAGGAGAAAACACAUACAACUACAAGUAGAGGGAGAGAGAGACAGAGAGAGAGAGACAUUUCCGUUCCCGGGUUUUGAAUUCCGUUUUGCGUAAUCAAUUCCGUCCGUUUGAUAUACACGCCGCGUGCCGUGCGCGUUUUUUGUUUUGUCUGUGUGUGUGUUCUUUAGUGCGUGUGUGUAUAAUAUGUACAAGUGCUUGUAUUCAUAUUGGACAGCAAAUGGUAGUUGUGUUUUAAAGGAUGUGAACCGUAUCGUAUAUCAACCCUUAAUCGUCUCGCAGAUUGAUCGUUUCAUCCGCUGAACACCUCGCUCGCGAUGCAAUAAUGCUGGUGUGGAUGUGAGUUUGUUGUGUGCCAGUUUAUAUCAAAGAACGAGCAGGAACAGGCUUUCCUUUCAGUGGACGAAUAUCUUACGUGUCAUGACAAACCUUUGUGUGUGUGAGUGUGUGCCCUGUACCGUUCAAUGUUCCAUAUUAACAAACCACUUGUUCGGCAUUGUUUCAACGUACAGAUGAAACGAAACUCUGCUACGCCAAACUAAAAUUGGGUCCCAAGUGCAAACGCUUCUAUUUAUUGCAAUAAUACAUUAGCUGUGUAGGUUUUUACUAUUAGCUUUCCGUUAUCGCGUUCACGACCGAUUUGUUUGAGUUGUUCGUAUUCUUUUGGGAAUGAUAGGAAGCGAUACCCGGCAAGAAAACGGGGGGAAAAGAGCGUCACGAACAAGUGCACUACUAGGAAAGUAGGGUCAACAGAGUCAGGAGGACGAGGGCUAAACGCUAAACUAAAACAGUAACGUAAACUUACUCAAAGUGAUAUUAGUACGAGAGGCAAAUCGAGUGAGCGUUUUUUACACCUAUAUAUGAUUAGAAUCGUUUUAUUACUAAUGCCCUCGGUGCUGCCUUUUCACCGAAACUAAAAGGGAGAUGGCAGGCCGCGUGUGCGGUGGGGGAAAAACCCCAUCCUAGAAAGGAUUUCCAUUUUAUCUAUCUUAUUGAAGGGCUGAGUAGCUCUAUUAUGACUAGCUUUUCCUCUAUCUAAUGAAGUAGUUUUCAUCAAGUUUUAGUAUUCUUUUUUUAUUUUUUGGAUCACAUUGCGGAUUAUUUUCUUUGUUCAUAUAUAAAUGUAGUCAGGUUACAGGUCAGGUACAGUACGGGGAAGAGAUUUUGUGUGGUGGAUGUUGUGGAAAAGUCUGAACUGCGGGCUUAAUAUCAUUCAGUCUGUUUGGGGUCAUAUUUCAGCUUACCAUCUAGCGCACUUGUCAAAAGCAACCAGGUCUGUAAUGCACAUUUAUCACCCCAAUCUCUGCUACACCAUAUAAUGCCGAGCAAAAGAAUAUUCUAGUCAUAGCGGAAGGGAAAUACCAAUUGUUUUUUGACCACGGAGAAAGAACUGGUAGAGGGAGGGUUUACUUAAAGCUUUCAAUUUAUAACUCAUUUUUCUAACUUACUGGUGAAUGGGAGCAUUUGGUUGGAUGCCGCUUUCUGUGAGAGGUUAAACGAUUAGCAUACAACUUUAGUAGGAUUACUACUGCUACUACUUAUGAGCUUGCGAUUUUCUUCAAAUUCAGCUUACAAGCAAAUGGGAAGAGAUCGAAUCGAGCAAUGUGGUACAAGAGUGUUUAUCCUACAGCCAAAGAAGACAAUGAUGUUGUGCACGGUGGAGGGAGUUUUGAAGUUGAAUUUUUCAUUUUUUUAACUACUUUAAUCUGUCAACUGUGAAGCGCUCAAUGUGAAAGAGAUUUUUAAGCUAAUAGUAGGAUCGAGAUAAUGAUCAUCCCCCACCACACCACGAUUCAGUUCACUUUACUUCGGCUGGCACGAAGAGAUAACCACCAAGAUUGAUGAUGCACUACCUGAAUUGAGGCAGAGGCGAACACGUUCGGCUUGCUUUACUUCCCUGCCGAUCGACGAAUGGCAGAUCACGAUGGGCUGCUUACGUACCGGUACUGUUUACCCACCUUUAAUCGCUCGUUUAGAAACUAGCAUUUCACAGCUCAUGCUCACCAUUCGUUUGCUAAACACUACUCAAACUGUACGCGACAAUAGCUAUGUGCAGCGAUCCCCGCACACCAGCAACCUGGUUGAUGAACAAUCUGUAUCUGCUAACGUGUGCGGACAUCUCCGUAGCUAAAGUAUAAUCAUCAUAAUAAUACAUCCCGAAUACGGUAAGCUCCAAAACAGGGACUACCAAAUCAGUAAAUUAUUAUCAUCGUAAUCAAACCCACAACCGUCGAAUGGCUUUCAAUCACCCGCAACACACACACACGCAAUCGGAGAAAAAACUCGUUAAAAUAAUGCAAAGGAAAUUGGGAAAUUAAAUAAAGCAGCGAACAGUAAGGUAAAACAAAGUAUGACUUUGAGCCUUAUUGGUAGGCUGCGCACUAGCAGUAACGGAACAAUAUAUGCAUAGAGUAAGAGGAUGGAGCUAAAAAUCGAAUAGAAGCACAUUGUCUCUCAUAUUGGCGCCCAGGAAGCGGAAGCAAGAAACGGAAUGAUGAAAACAUAUUUUUAGACAUUAGCAAAAAUGAUGCAGAAAACGGCACGCCGUAACGCCACAUUUCGAUCGCAUAAACCUAAUAACGCUACACAUCACUGCGGAGCACAUGAGCUAGAAAAAACGUCUAGAAGGAAAAAGAGAAACCCCGAAAAGAUGUGUAAACUAAUCGGCGGAAUAGUACGAUGGCGAUAUUUUUUUGGAACUAAAAAACUAACAACAGUGGAAAAAAAAAACAAAGCUUAAACCGAUAGGAGAGCAAGGCAACUGCAAAGGUGAUUAAGAUAGUAGAGGAAACCCUGGAAGAAAGGAGGGAAGAUUACCAUCACAGAGCUGUAUUUAUAUAUGUAUGUAUCGUAUAUAUAUACACCAACACACACACAACCAUUUGCGUACUUCUAGAAUGAGUAUAUAUAUACUUAUACAUAAAGAAAGGAAACAAGAAACCAUAUACAUAUAUACAUAUAAAUAUAUUUUUUCUCAUACUAUAUUCAUACACUCAUUUCGCUAUGAGAAGAGACGCUAUAUGUAAAUUGUAGGUUUCCCCUGAUCGAACGCACCCAGCGCCAACCACACAAGUGUUUGCGUGACAGCGGACGGGAGAAAAAUUGCUUGCGGGGUUGUAAUAAAUCGGAUGCAGAAGAAAAA